AUGGGAAAUUAUAAAUCCAGACCAACCCAAACUUGUACUGAUGAAUGGAAGAAGAAAGUCAGUGAAUCUUAUGUUAUUGUAAUAGAAAGAUUAGAAGAUGACCUGCGGAUCAAAGAAAAAGAACUUACAGAACUAAGGCAUAUAUUUGGUUCUGAUGAUGCCUUCAGUAAAGUCAAUUUAAAUUACCGCACAGAAAAUGGUCUGUCUCUACUUCAUUUAUGUUGCAUUUGUGGAGGCAACAAGUCACAUAUUAGAACCCUUAUGUUAAAAGGUCUCCGCCCAUCUCGACUGACAAGAAAUGGAUUUACAGCCUUGCAUUUGGCAGUUUAUAAGGAUAGUGCAGAAUUGAUCACUUCUCUGCUUCACAGUGGAGCUGACAUACAGCAGGUUGGGUAUGGCGGCCUCACUGCCCUGCAUAUUGCUACAAUUGCUGGUCACCUGGAGGCUGCUGAUGUGCUACUGCAACAUGGAGCUAACAUCAACGUUCAAGAUGCAGUUUUUUUCACUCCAUUGCACAUUGCAGCAUACUAUGGGCAUGAACAGGUAACCCGCCUCCUUUUGAAAUUUGGUGCUGAUGUAAAUGUAAGCGGUGAAGUCGGAGAUAGGCCCCUCCACCUAGCAUCUGCAAAAGGAUUCUUUAAUAUUGCAAAACUCUUGGUGGAAGAAGGCAACAAAGCAGAUGUGAAUGCUCAGGACAAUGAAGAUCAUGUUCCACUCCAUUUCUGUUCUCGCUUUGGACACCACGAUAUAGUGAAGUACCUGCUCCAGAGCAAUUUAGAAGUUCAGCCACAUGUUGUUAAUAUCUAUGGAGACACCCCUUUGCACCUGGCAUGCUACAAUGGCAAAUUUGAAGUUGCCAAGGAAAUCAUCCAAAUAUCAGGAAUAGAAAGUCUGACUAAAGAAAACAUCUUCAGUGAAACGGCUUUUCACAGUGCUUGUACCUAUGGCAAGAGCAUUGACCUGGUUAAAUUUCUUCUUGAUCAGAAUAUCAUAAGCAUCAACCACCAAGGAAGGGAUGGGCACACAGGAUUGCACUCUGCUUGCUACCAUGGUCACAUUCACCUGGUUCAGUUCUUACUGGAUAACGGAGCUGAUAUGAAUCUGGUAGCUUGUGAUCCAAGCAGGUCUAGUGGUGAAAAAGAUGAGCAGACAUGUUUAAUGUGGGCUUAUGAAAAAGGACAUGAUGCAAUUGUCACACUCCUGAAACAUUAUAAGAGACCUCAGGAUGAAUUGCCCUGUAAUGAAUAUUCUCAGCCUGGAGGAGAUGGCUCCUAUGUGUCUGUUCCAUCCCCUUUGGGGAAGAUUAAAAGCAUGACAAAAGAGAAGGCAGAUGUUCUCCUUCUAAGGGCUGGAUUGCCUUCACAUUUCCAUCUUCAGCUCUCAGAAAUUGAGUUCCAUGAGAUUAUCGGCUCAGGUUCUUUUGGGAAAGUGUAUAAAGGACGAUGCAGAAAUAAAAUAGUGGCUAUAAAGCGUUAUCGAGCCAACACCUACUGCUCCAAGUCAGAUGUGGAUAUGUUUUGCCGAGAGGUGUCCAUUCUCUGCCGGCUCAAUCAUCCCUGUGUCAUUCAGUUUGUGGGUGCUUGCUUGAAUGAUCCCAGCCAGUUUGCCAUCGUCACUCAGUACAUAUCAGGGGGUUCUCUAUUCUCCCUCCUUCAUGAACAGAAGAGGAUUCUUGACUUGCAGUCUAAAUUAAUUAUUGCAGUAGAUGUUGCCAAAGGUAUGGAGUACCUUCACAACUUGACACAGCCAAUUAUACACCGUGACUUAAACAGUCACAAUAUUCUUCUCUAUGAGGAUGGGCAUGCUGUGGUGGCAGAUUUUGGAGAAUCAAGAUUUCUGCAGUCUCUGGAUGAAGACAACAUGACAAAACAACCUGGGAACCUCCGCUGGAUGGCUCCUGAGGUGUUCACACAGUGUACACGCUACACCAUCAAAGCUGACGUCUUCAGCUAUGCUCUGUGUCUGUGGGAACUUCUCACCGGCGAAAUUCCAUUCGCUCAUCUCAAGCCAGCGGCUGCCGCAGCAGACAUGGCUUACCACCACAUCAGACCUCCCAUCGGCUAUUCCAUUCCCAAGCCCAUAUCAUCUCUGCUGAUGCGAGGGUGGAAUGCAUGUCCCGAAGGAAGACCCGAAUUUUCUGAAGUUGUUACCAAGUUAGAAGAGUGUCUCUGCAACACUGAGCUGAUGUCUCCUGCAUCAAGUAACAGCAGUGGGUCUCUCUCACCUUCCUCUUCUUCUGAUUGUCUGCUGAGCCGCGGAGGGCCUGGCCGAAGCCACGUGGCAGCUUUACGGAGUCGUUUUGAAUUGGAAUAUGCUCUAAAUGCAAGGUCCUAUGCUGCCUGGUCCCAAAGUGCUGGACAAUGUGCCUCUCAAGGCCUGUCUUUGGAGGACAUGAAGAAAAGUCUCCAGUUCUCACCCAUUGACAAAUAUGGCUACGUGUCUGAUCCCAUGAGCCCGAUGCAUUUUCAUUCUUGCCGGAAUUGUGGCAGCUUUGAGGACAGCAGCUGA
This is a messenger RNA of Eubalaena glacialis (North Atlantic right whale), 2508 nucleotides long. It is a transcript of the gene TNNI3K, whose product is annotated as TNNI3 interacting kinase. The record is from RefSeq and is a predicted model, not a curated record. Gene Ontology annotation, biological process: protein phosphorylation; regulation of transcription by RNA polymerase II. Bases 1 to 2508 code for a protein of 835 amino acids. The transcript has 25 exons. Gene Ontology annotation, cellular component: nucleus. NCBI's taxonomy places the organism in Eukaryota, Metazoa, Chordata, Mammalia, Artiodactyla, Balaenidae. Gene Ontology annotation, molecular function: RNA polymerase II-specific DNA-binding transcription factor binding; protein kinase activity; ATP binding.